Thermothelomyces thermophilus ATCC 42464 is the source of this 1879-nucleotide messenger RNA. RefSeq lists its product as uncharacterized. Gene Ontology annotation, molecular function: phospholipid binding; translation initiation factor binding; inositol hexakisphosphate binding. The record is from RefSeq and is a predicted model, not a curated record. Gene Ontology annotation, biological process: regulation of translational initiation; poly(A)+ mRNA export from nucleus; regulation of translational termination. The coding region runs from base 114 to 1721 and encodes 535 amino acids. The transcript is spliced from 2 exons. Gene Ontology annotation, cellular component: nuclear pore cytoplasmic filaments; cytoplasm; nuclear pore. NCBI's taxonomy places the organism in Eukaryota, Fungi, Ascomycota, Sordariomycetes, Sordariales, Chaetomiaceae.
UCCAGACAUCCCAGUUGUCCGCGACGCCUUUAACAGCCGCGACUACGAGACCGCGCCCAGGGAUAUGGCCCAAUAAACACCAUACGAAAGUUAACGGCCCCACGAAUCCGACAAUGGCAGGCUCGUCUCCCUCGCGCGGGCAGAGCCACCAUUGGGGGACCGCAAGCCCCCAACGAACAGUUCUCGAAGAGAUUCUGGGAGACGACCGGAACUCAGAAGCGCGCCAUAGAAUCCUUCUCGAGGCGGCAAAGAGGGAACACGAAAGAGUCCGGGCGGAAGCGGAGAGGGUAUACAGGGAACAACUGCAGAAGGAAGAAAGGCAGCGUCUCCUCGAGGCGCGGCGGAAAGAGGAGGAAAGAAUUAGGCUCGAGGAAGAGCUUGCUGCUGAUCGCGCGAGAUUGAAUGCGCUCAAAGCGAAGAAGAUUGCGAUACCUCCGCCGCUGCCAGAACCCGAACCACCCGCUGCACCAACAGUCAAUGGGAAAGCAUCCUCUCCACCGCCAUCCGACAAUAAUGCUCCUACUCAAAGCACCGGGGCGACAGCGCAAAAUGUUCCAGUGACCAAGCCAUCUGCUGCGCCCAUACAGGCGUCGACUCCAAGCCAGUCUCCUGCGACAGUGCCGAACAAAGCUCCAGAGCCCCAGAAACCCGUGAACUCAGUCCCGGACGUCAACGGUCUUUCCAAGAGCACGUCACCAGCAGCCGGCGCGCCCUCCACUGCUGAAACAACGCGCCCGACUGCUCCGCCACCGACGCAGGCUCGCCCCGACAGAUAUGCAGAGAUUCAUCAAAAUCUCAAAAAGCUGCGGAAAUUUAUGGCUGAUCAAGCCAAGACAAAUCCGGCCCUGAAAGGAAGGAUGGGCGACAUGCGGCGAGAGAUUCGCAAAUCCGUUGGUCAGCUCACCGUCACCCAGGGGGUCGCCGGGGUCAACAAAGUGCAGCAACAAACCAUUCUCAAACUGCUACGAGAGGCGAUGUCGAACCAGGUACAGUCACAGCUGAUGGACCCCAGCAACUUCGUUCUGGAGCCGAGGGACCCAGUAGAGGGGGCUGCGCACAACGAGCCCGCUCUGCCAUCAAUCUUCCUCUACCUUAUCAACGUUUUCGCAAAAGCGGCCAUCUCCCAAUUCAUCAACGAGUCCGGCGCGCGGCCGGAGACGGCAGAUCCCGUCGGUAUUUGUGUUGCCGCGACCCUCUCGGAGCCAGAGUUUCUCUGGCGCGGCGCAUCGCUGAUAGAUAUCCUGCUUGCUAAGCUCCGGAUAGUAUGCCCGGUGCUCUUCGGCUACCGGGGCAGCGAAAAGACGGAGCAGGGCAGGCAGAGGUUGGGCUGGUGGAAGGACAACGGCCGGUGGGUGCCAGAGCAGCAGCACAUGGAUCGCAUGACCGGUCUAGGGGCCGGCUUCGCGGCAAUCUCGCUUCGAAAUUUUGCCAUGUCCAAGAAAACAAACCCAUACCCACCCCGGGAAUACUGGGCGGCCAUGGCCCGAAUCGUUAACACACCGUCCGCGGAGAUAUCCAACACGCAGUGCGUCGUGUUGAAGGCCAUGGUGGAGGGCUACGAGCAGAAGUUUAUUGAAUUCUACGGGAAUGCCGCCGUCGAGGCUUUGCGGACCGCGUUGAUCGAAUUCCCGGCCAGAGCGCCGCAAAAGUCGGCCGCGGUGAAUUCAUUAGAGGUAUUGGCCAGGUCACUGAAGCGGGAUACGGGCUUGGUUCUUGGAUAAAGCGCAGGAAUUGCGGUAUGCAAAGGCGCAUCAAAGAUGGAAAUGUUACCUCUGGUGCCGGGGUUGAUCUGACACUUGGUCAUAUCCGCAUUGUUGGACCAGAUAGACGUACUCACAGAGGUUCUGGGAAUAUGCCACGCGCUGCGGCGCAUCCCAGC